AUGUUCCCACUCGAGGGCCGCAGUCUCUCCAUCUUUGUUGUGACCUUGGUUUUUCUAUUACUCUCAUUCAUCUCUGUCGCUCUACGAUGUUUCGUCCGGCUGAGAUUAGUAAGAGCCUUUGGCUGGGAUGACUCCCUGAUGGUUCUGGCAAUGGCGUUGAAUAUCCUGUUCGCAUUGUGCGGAAUGAUCGGUGCUCGCUGGGGCUUGGGUCACAGAAUGGUAGAUUUCGCUCGCUCGCCUGAUCCUGAACGUGAGCUCGAGACUGCUCUUUUUUGGUGGUGGCUCGGCCAAACAAGCUAUGUGAUCACAUGCGUGGUUGCCAAAAUAUCCAUCGCUUUGGCACUUCUCCGCCUUACAGUGACUAAAGUCCACAAAUAUAUCCUAUGGGGCGUUAUCGCGGUUUCUGUCAUCGUCGGUGUCGUAUUCUGGUUCAUGCUUAUGCUACAGUGUAAGCCUGUGGAUUAUUUCUGGCAUCGGCUCACUACCACCGGAACUUGUAUAAACACCGAUCAUAUCCUCAAUAUCGCAUAUGUGUACAGUGUGACUGCGACCAUCUGCGAUUUCAUUUUGGGACUUCUGCCGAUUGCGCUGGUUUGGAAAUUGCACAUGCAUCAGACAACAAAAGCCGCGCUUGCUGGUAUCCUGAGCAUGGGCUGCGUUGCCAGUGCCGCUGUCAUAGUCCGCAUUCCCUACCUUCAUUACUACAAAGACGAGGACUUCUUAUACGCAACAACUCAAAUCUCCAUCUGGUCGAAUGUCGAGGCUGGUCUGGGAAUAACUGCAGGCAGUCUGGUUACGCUCCGUCCUCUUUUGCGCUGGUUCCGUGGCGAUUCAAGUUAUACGAAUUCAAAAAGUAGGACGUGGUACGGGGGCCCUGGAAGCAUGCCUUUGUCUAGCAUGAACGGAGCGCGUCACCCUCGAAACGAUCCACAGUCAGGCAACAAUUACUGGCGUCCUGAUAUUGAACCUCAAGGCAACCAUGGAGUUGUUACGACUGUACAUGGAAGCCCGAGCAGCAGUCAGGAGAACCUUAACCCCAAGCAAAAUUCGCUUUCAGGGGUCAAUGUACAAAAAUCAUUCCUAGUGACGACAACUAACGAGUCCUAGAUUAGAAUUUAUAAUGGAGCGG
This is a messenger RNA of Aspergillus nidulans FGSC A4, 1129 nucleotides long. Its product is annotated as ion-transporting P-type ATPase SPF1. The record is from RefSeq and is a predicted model, not a curated record. The transcript has 5 exons. The coding region runs from base 1 to 1107 and encodes 368 amino acids. Gene Ontology annotation, cellular component: membrane. Lineage: Eukaryota; Fungi; Ascomycota; Eurotiomycetes; Eurotiales; Aspergillaceae.